GAUCAAACUACAUGCAUAUUUGAGUUGUAGGAAGGAGAAAGAGGAGCAUCCACCAAGCAUCCAUUUACUAGAUAUACAAUAUACCUAAAGGCACGCGACGUGUUUCACUCUAUCGAAUGAUUUUACAAAGUAAGAAUCGAGUGGAACGAGAAUUUCGACGAAAAUUGUAUUUGUGAGAAAGAACAAAAUGAUCAGUCCAUCGGCUCUGGUCACCAAGAAGGUGGCACUCUAUUGUCUUCUCCCCACCUCCAAGAUUACUUCUCGAGAGUCCCUCGCAUGCUAUCGUGUCAAAUCGCAUGCGUAUUAUCAGCUGAUACUUUAACGCGCGACUGACGGAACUAUCGUAGCUAUAUGUAAUCGUAAUGUGAACAAAGCUGGCUAAAGUUGGAUAAAGUUUAAGCAACCCUCAUAAACGCUCUGACAUUUAUAUCACACGUUAAUCGGUCACGUUCAUUCACGUUCACUUCCAUUAUUGUUCUAUGCCAGUUAAUACACGAAUACCUUUCGUCGAGGUAUUUUUUAUCGCAGUGAAGAAGACGAGAGGAGAAAUCGUUUAGUGAUUCUUCAAUCAGCUUUAUCGAUCGAAUAAUGCGAUCCAGUCUUAUUUUUCUACUCGUUGUUUUCUUUUCUUUCGUACAAUUCGUCGAACUUUGGAAUUUCGGAAAGGUACACAAAUCUCCUAUCAUCUUAAUUCCAGGAGAUGGAGGUAGUCAACUUGAAGCUAAACUCAAUAAAACUUCUACAGUACAUUAUCUUUGCGAGAAAGUUUCUAAAGAAUAUUUUAAUAUUUGGCUAAACUUGGAAUUACUUGUACCAGUGAUCAUAGAUUGUUGGAUCGACAAUAUGAAAUUGAUAUAUGACAAUGUGACAAGAACUACGAGAAAUCAAGAUGGAGUAGAUAUUCGAAUACCAGGCUGGGGAGAUCCCUUUGUCGUCGAAUAUUUAGAUCCAAGUAAAGCUUCUCCAGGAGCAUAUUUUAAAGAUAUCGGAAGUAUGCUAGUCGAUGAUUUAGGAUAUAUUAGAAAUAUUUCUUUACGUGGUGCUCCGUAUGACUUUAGAAAAGGACCCAAUGAAAAUGGAGAAUAUUUUGUUAAAUUGAAAUCAUUAAUAGAAGAAACAUAUUCUAUCAACAACAAUAUACCGAUAACAUUAAUAGCUCAUAGUAUGGGUGGACCCAUGGCUCUUAUAUUUUUACAAAGUCAAACUCAAACAUGGAAAAAUAAAUAUAUUAAUUCUUUAAUCACUUUAGCAGGCGUGUGGGGAGGUUCUGUUAAAGCGAUAAAAGUAUUUGCCAUAGGCGACGAUUUGGGUGCGUAUCUAUUACGGGAAAGUAUUCUUAAAGAUGAACAAAUUACAAGUCCAAGUUUGGGAUGGCUCUUACCUUCAAAAUUAUUUUGGAAAGAAAACGAAGUUUUGGUCGAAACGGAGAAUAAAAAUUAUACGCUAACUAAUCUUCAAGAUUUUCUCAUAGAUAUAAAUGUUCCCAAUGGAUGGGAAUUUCGCAAGGAUAAUGAAAAGUAUCAAUUAAACUUUACUCCACCAGGCGUAGUAAUGCAUUGUUUAUAUGGAAAACAAAUAGACACUUUGGAGAGAUUAUAUUAUAAACCAGGUACGUCGAUCGAUGGACGUCCUCAAUUAAUUACUGGAGAUGGUGAUGGUACAGUUAAUUUACGAAGCUUAGAAGGUUGUCUCCAUUGGCAAACGAAACAAAAGCAAAAAGUCUAUUAUCAAGCCUUUCCCGGUAUAAAUCAUAUGACUAUUCUUAAACACGCGGGUGUUUUGGAAUACAUUAAGUCGGUUUUAACAAUUUGACAAAGUGAAAAUAAAAACUUUAUUAAUAUUUAGGAAUUAAUUCUGAAAAUGUUAUAAGCAAAAAUCACAUAAUAUUUAAUAAUUGCUGCCAAACAAAAGAUAUGUCCAUGUCUGUUGUAAAAUAUUUUUAUACGUUAAUAAUUUUAUCUUUUUAAGCACAGUUUCCUUAUGGUUUAAAAUGCUUACUGCAUCUUCGGCAACUAUAUUUUCAAAUAUAAAAUAAGUAGCAUAAAAUAAACAAAGUAAAUAGUUACAAUUACUCUUAAGGAUUUAUCUCAGGUAUUAGUUUUACUCUCUAAAAGUCAUGAUUUAUUAGAAUUAUUUAAUAAAUGAUAAUCUUGAAAUAAUAAACAUUCAUUAAAUUUUGCCAUAUAUAUAUAUAUCCACACACACAUAUAUAUAUAUAUAUAUAUAUACAUUCUGUUCUCUUAAUUUGUGUAUUUCUAAAUUUCAAUAUUUUAAUAAGUCUAUCAAAAAUAAUUAUAAUUAGUCAUACGUUAAACAGUAGACGAACGUAAUAUACAAAGAAAUAUUCAUAUUAGUUAAUAUAAUAUAAAUUCUAGGUUAAAGGUGAUAAAAACAAUAAGUCAUAGAAACAUAUUCCCUUUAUCAAUACGUUAUGUACACUAUAAAUUUCAAUUUACACUUGAUCUAUCUUACAAUACAUCUAAAGCAAUUACGUAUUUUAGAUCAAUAUUUUGAUAACUACAAAUUGUGAAAAUUAUAUGAAAGGUAUAGAAAUUAAUAAUAAUAUUGGAAAAAUAAAAAUUUUUAUUAAUGUUCGUUAUAUAUCAUGCUAAUAUCUUUAUAUAUGAUUUCAUGUAUAGUAUUUUCUUUUAUAUUUUAGAUUUGUGUAUGUGUGUAUGUAUUUGUAUAUACAAUUUGUCAUACAAUGUCAAGCAUACAAUCUACAUAAUGAAUAAAUACACGCAAGUAUGCGAACUCGUUCCAUUUA
Vespa crabro (European hornet) is the source of this 2767-nucleotide messenger RNA. Its product is annotated as phospholipase A2 group XV-like. The record is from RefSeq and is a predicted model, not a curated record. The coding region runs from base 589 to 1812 and encodes 407 amino acids. NCBI's taxonomy places the organism in Eukaryota, Metazoa, Arthropoda, Insecta, Hymenoptera, Vespidae. The transcript has 8 exons. Gene Ontology annotation, biological process: lipid metabolic process.